AAAACUUCCGGCCCGCGCGCCGCUCAGGCGGAGGAAGCGGAGGCCUGGACUGGCGUCUGUAGGGUCUGGACUCUGUCCUCGUCGUCUGCGUUGCUGUCCCGAGCCGGCGCGAGGUCGCGGGCAGCGAUCCUGACGUCCGGUCCAGUCAGAAUUCUCGGUGCGGAUCCAAAUAGCCUGUUUUUGCUUUUGGUCUGUCCCCGAACACUGCGUGUUACCGCGCUGGGGAAGAAGGGGACCCGAGGCUGAGUGGCUCCUGCUCGGAUUUCUACCAGCAAGGUUGGCCCCUAGGUGGGGUGAAGUGUCCUGUGUCUCGCCUUUGCUCCGGCUCCAGCUGCAGGAUGAACUGUCGAUCAGAAGUGCUGGAGGUGUCGGUGGAGGGGCGGCAGGUGGAGGAGGCCAUGCUGGCGGUGCUGCACACGGUGCUCUUGCACCGCAGCACAGGCAAGUUUCACUACAAGAAGGAGGGCACUUACUCCAUAGGCACCGUGGGCAUCCAGGAUGUAGACUGUGACUUCAUCGACUUCACCUAUGUGCGUGUCUCCUCAGAGGAGCUGGACCGCGCCUUGCGCAAGGUUGUUGGGGAAUUCAAGGAUGCACUGCGGAACUCAGGUGGUGAUGGCCUGGGCCAGAUGUCCUUGGAAUUCUAUCAGAAGAAAAAGUCUCGAUGGCCUUUUUCGGAUGAGUGCAUCCCCUGGGAGGUGUGGACUGUCAAGGUGCACGUGGUAGCCUUGGCCACAGAGCAGGAACGGCAGAUCUGCAGGGAGAAGGUGGGCGAGAAGCUGUGCGAGAAGAUCAUCAACAUUGUGGAGGUGAUGAGCCGGCAUGAGUACCUGCCCAAGAUGCCCACACAGUCGGAGGUGGACAACGUGUUUGACACGGGCCUGCGGGACGUGCAGCCCUACCUCUACAAGAUCUCCUUUCAGAUCACCGAGGCCCUGGGCACCUCAGUCACCACCACCAUGCGCAGGCUCAUCAAAGACACCCUUGCCCUGUAGGCCUUGCUGAAGCCUUAAUGGCAGCUCCUUAAUGGUUCUGGGAGCGUGUUGCUGGGGUCUCGGGGCUCUGGAACCUGCACUAGAUCCUUGGUGAGACUUGAAGAGAAGCUCGUGGUGUCCUUGUUUUGUGGUUGCCAGCCUCUGGUGACCCUGUCACCUUUGCAGUGGUCUGGUCCUGGAUGCAGCCUUUCCACCUGCCUCUGGUGGGGUUCGAGUUCUGCACUGUACUGUACUGUAGGGGUGCUGAAUAAAGUUGAGGUGUCAGUUUGUCUCGGC
Molecule: messenger RNA, 1271 nt
Organism: Mus caroli (Ryukyu mouse)
Lineage: Eukaryota; Metazoa; Chordata; Mammalia; Rodentia; Muridae
Gene: Atg101
Product: autophagy related 101
Biological process (GO): autophagy; autophagosome assembly
Cellular component (GO): Atg1/ULK1 kinase complex; phagophore assembly site
Molecular function (GO): protein kinase binding
Source: RefSeq, a predicted model, not a curated record